Didymodactylos carnosus is the source of this 405-nucleotide messenger RNA. NCBI's taxonomy places the organism in Eukaryota, Metazoa, Rotifera, Eurotatoria, Philodinida, Philodinidae. The record is from the annotation of a GenBank genome assembly.
AUGGCUUUAAAUCGUGAAGUAUUAGUAAAAAAAGCGUCUAAACGUGAUCCCGAAAUAGAAAAGAAAACACAAGAAUGGAUUGAGGCUGUUACUGGAGAAAAAUUUGCAGAUGGCUCGUAUGAAGAUGCGUUGAGAGAUGGCAUUCUUCUUUGCAAAUUAAUGAAUACUUUACAACCGGGUUCUAUACCAAAGAUUCAUACGACUGGUGGUCCAAUGAAACUGCGAGAAAAUAUUGGUCUAUUUCAAGAGGCGGCAAGAAAAUAUGGUCUCGACGGUAAUGAAGUAUUUCAGACUGUCGAUUUAUAUGAUAAACGUGAUAUUCCACAAGUAACGCUCUGCAUUAAUGCCUUAGGACGUCUUGCUCAAAAAAAUAAGUUCUCUGGUGCUCAGCUUGCUCAUAACUAA